AUGAGAAGACGUCUGUUGCUGACAGUCCCCAGAAAGAAAAAUGUCUUAGUGACGAUGAUCGGUCUAGGAAAGUAUCUCAAUCACCAACGCCAAAAUUUGGCGGUCUACUUUCAACGCCAAGUUGAAUCUCAAUCAUCGACUCAAAUUUUGGCGGUCUGCUUAAACGCCAAGUUAUAUCCCAAUCCCCAACGUCUUUGCGGCGCCAAGACCAGGGGGACACCCCCCUGGACCCCCCGUGGUGUGCACGGACUGCAAAAUUCUGACCAAUCCAAGACCAUAACAGCUGCGCUUCAAUCAAAUCUCAGAGCCAUAAUCGAGAGAUCGGACGUGGAGCAACUAAAGUUCCGUGAUUAUGUUAUGAGACAUCGAGACUUCUCCGCCGAUGAACAGGCAGCUCUUAACAUUGACAGUGUCGCUUCUUUCCAUGAAGUCUGGAGCGUCACCGUCAGAUCAAAAAUCGCAACGGAAGAAUGCCGAAAACGGGGUAGUAAACGUGUAGGACAAUUUGCCCAGGAUUUUGCCGUCGCUGCAUCAGAUAUCAUGGGCUAUAUGGGCCCCAUUCUCAACCUCAUCAGGGAUAUCGGAGCUCCUUAUGGUGGUAUGGCCAUUGGUACUGUGUCGUUUCUCUUCGCGGUUCAAAAAUCCAUUGUGAAAGUUAGAAAGACUGGCGAAGAGGCUCUCAACAAAAACGUUGCUAUGAUCAAGGACGAAGUACAGCGUUUCUCCCACUCAGAGCUACAUGAUGCGUCGGCAAGAGACCGUCUCUCAGUUCUCCGGAGGCUCCUCGGCCUGCAAGUGUACGAAGCCAAAGAGAAGAAUUACGAACUACUGCUUGAAUACGAAGCAGACCACGAGUAUUUUACUAGCGACGGGAACAAAAGGCUCGAGAUCAUGGACGAAACACGCAUAGAAAAACUCCAGAAAGACCAGCGCUGGGUGGAUUGGCACAUCUCUCCAGAAUCCAGUCUCUUAUUCCUGGUUGGAUACAACCACGAUGAAGGCUUUAACCAAUGUUGGCUCUCGCCAGCUGCUAUACACCUCGUGAAGACGAUGCACAACGAACCACCAAGCGAUACCGACAUAUAUGCGUUCUACGUCCUUGGGAUUCGGCCAGGACAACGCAACGGCGAGCACCUCACACAGGUACUUGCACACAUCAUGAUUCAGUUGUUGUCACAACACCUGUGGGCAUUGCAAGAUGGCGAUAAAUGGGACGAUCUCCAAGCUGCGUCCGAGGAAUACGCCACUGUGGUGGCUACGGCCAUGAAGGACCCGAAAAAUACGUUCAGGACGCCGAAAAACAUGGAAAUCGUGCAGACUGCGGCCUUGAAAGUGCUGAAUAUGUUCAGUCAUAAGAGACCGGAAGAGCAGAAGACAAUAUGGAUUAUCAUUGACCGACUUGAUCGGGUUAAAGAGCCACAAGUGAGGCUGCUUGAGGUUUUGGAGUACUUGGUUGAAAACGCCAAGGUCAAGGUCAAGAUUCUUGCGGUGGUCAGUGGUUGGGAUUGGAAAAGAUUACCAUCACAUAUUGCAUCUCUUGCUGAGAAGAGGGACGAGGGAGUAAUUGUGUAUGAAGUUGAGCAAACCAGGAGCAAGCGGUCGCCCGUCUCGAUCAUGAUCUUGUGA
Molecule: messenger RNA, 1626 nt
Organism: Neurospora tetraspora
Lineage: Eukaryota; Fungi; Ascomycota; Sordariomycetes; Sordariales; Sordariaceae
Exons: 8
Coding region: 1-1626 (541 amino acids)
Source: RefSeq, a predicted model, not a curated record